Messenger RNA from Brassica napus (rape), 1164 nucleotides. RefSeq lists its product as uncharacterized. The record is from RefSeq and is a predicted model, not a curated record. The coding region runs from base 548 to 997 and encodes 149 amino acids. NCBI's taxonomy places the organism in Eukaryota, Viridiplantae, Streptophyta, Magnoliopsida, Brassicales, Brassicaceae. The transcript has a single exon.
UAAUUUCGUUUUAUAUAUAUCAAAAUCUGUUAUCAUACAAUAAUACGAUUUACAAACAAUUAGAAAACAAUAACAACCAUAAAUUUUGAAAUAUAAAAAUUGAAAAGAACAACUGUGCGGUCAAGAUCUAGCACUUAUGUUAUGACUAAAACCACAAAGGUUAGACUUGUUUUUAAAAUAAAAAAUAUAACUAAAAUAUAAAUUGAAAAUUGAAAAUUGAAAAAUGAAAAAUUAAAAAUGUAAUUGGUUGAAGAAUAAAAAUUAAAUUUAAUAUAAAAAUAUCAAAGUAAUAUAAAAUCAGUGGGUAGAAACUAAAACCAAAACAAAACGGCAUAAAAAACGCGGGACCGGGCCCAAGCCCACGCGACACACACGGACUGCCUUAUCUUACUUCCCCUUAAUUAUUAUUUUUUAUUCCUAUUUAUUCUCUCCCCAAUCCUUCUUUUUCUCACUCGUCUUCCUUUUCUUCUUCUUCUUCACAACAACAACAACACCAACACCAACACAAUCUUCUCUACACAAAAAUUUUAUUCAAAGAAUCUCAAAGAUGUACAACGAAUGCAGCUCCCCCUCUUCCGCCGCUAGAUCAACGAGAGGCCACAGAAUGCGAUCUCCCAUCUGCUGCUUAGGAGCCAACGCCGUGGUUGAGCCUGAAGCCAUGAUCGGAUCAAGAACUCCCAAAUCUCCUUACGAGUGGCUCAAAUCAACCGCGCAGGAGCUCGAGAUCAGAGAUCGUUGCCGCCGCGUCAAGACGCGCAUCAAGGUCACGUGCCGCAACAGCAACUGCGCUCAUCAACACCAUCAUAAUCAUCAUCAGAGGCACCAGAGCCAGAGCUAUCCUUCUGUCGAUUUCAGCUACGAUCCGUUGAGCUACGCGCUCAAUUUCGAGGACGACGUGCGAGCGUACGAGGAUGUUUCUUUUCCGAAUUUCACGGCGAGGCUGCCUGCGUCUCCGGUGGCGAAAAGAUCGGCGACGGUUGAUUUGAUCUCGUUCUGAUCGUUUACUAGUUUCUUUAUUUGUAUGACGCGCGGCGGAAUUAUAUAAAUGUUCCUCUGUUGUGCUUGGGGUAUGAAUACGACGUCGUUAAUAUAAAUGUAAAUGCUCUUUUCGCAUAUAGAUUGAUGUGUGCAAAAGGAUUAAAUAAACAUUUUCUUUUAUCUCUC